UGCUCCCUCAGCCCCGCUCCCCGCAUGCGCGACCGAGCUCCGGGGGCGGUGCUGUUUCAUCCGGGUACCCGGUGGCGGGUGGCUGUUUUGUUUUCUUGGCUGAAAACUGGGAGAAAGUGAGGCGGCCCCGCGCUGCGCGACACCGGGCUCGGGACCGACUGCACAGGCGGGGCUGGACUGACCUGGAAAAAAAAUGUCUGGAUUUCUAGAAGGCUUGAGAUGCUCAGAAUGCAUUGACUGGGGGGAAAAGCGCAAUACUAUUGCUUCCAUUGCUGCUGGUGUUCUAUUUUUUACAGGCUGGUGGAUUAUCAUAGAUGCAGCUGUCAUUUAUCCCACUGUGGAAGACUUCAACCACUCAUACCAUGCCUGUGGUGUUAUAGCAACGAUAGCCUUCCUGAUGAUUAAUGCAGUAUCAAAUGGACAAGUCCGAGGUGAUAGUUACAGUGAAGGUUGCCUGGGUCAAACAGGUGCUCGCAUUUGGCUGUUCAUUGGUUUCAUGCUGGCCUUUGGAUCUCUGAUUGCAUCUAUGUGGAUUCUCUUUGGAGGUUAUGUUGCUAAAGAAAAAGCCAUCGUAUACCCUGGAAUUGCUGUAUUUUUCCAAAAUGCCUUCAUCUUUUUUGGGUAACCCACUCCUCUGCCGUGUUCCUGCAAAGCCACACAGACAUGGAGAGAAAGAGGGGAUUCCAAGAUCCUCUUUGGCUGACUUCAAUUCUCAGAAACCAUGGAUGAUGAACUUGACCAAGAGGCAGAAAACCAGGUUCAAGUCCAAGGACUGUAACUAGCUGCAUGAUCCUGGGCAAGUCACUUAACCUCUCUGAGCCCCAAGUUCCCUCAUGAGGCAAUUAAUGAUGAAAGUUCAAUUUCCAUCAGGGCAAGGUGGAGUAGAGCUUGGCUGUCAGGCUCAUCUCCCCGGCCCACCCCUGUUGAACAUACUUCCCUGUCCUCUCUCCUUCUAGGCGACCCCAGGAGCUCACUCUAAACUAUGAAGUAGCCUGGGAGGACAUCUAUAUGACCUUGCAGUAGGCAAAGAUUUCUUUUUUUAAAGAUUUUAUUUAUUUAUUUAAGAGAGAGAGAAAGCAAGAGAGAGAGCGAGCAUGAUCGGGGAGCGGGGGAAGGACCGAGAGAAGCAGGCUCCCAGCUGAGCAGGGAGCCUGACAUGGGGCUCAAUGCCAGGACUCUGAGAUCAUGACCUGAGCCGAAGGCAGACGCUUAACCGACUGAGCCACCCAGGCACCCCUAGGCAAAAAUUUCUUAAACAGGACUCACAAACAUGAAGGGAACAAUGAUGAACUGAACUGUGUUAAAAUUAAGAACUUCUGUCCAUCAAAAGAUACCAUUAAGAAGGUGAAAGAUAACCCACAAAAUGGGAGAAGAUAUUUAUGAUACAUUUAUAUAACAAAGGCUCUAUAUCCAAAAUUCCUACAAAUCUAUAAGAAAAAGGCAGAACAAUACAACAGAAAGAUGGGCAAAAGAACUUGGACAGAUAUUUCACAAGAGAAGAUGUUCAAAUGUCCAGAAAGCCAAUGAAAAGUGCUACACUUAAUUGGUCAUCAGGGAAAUUAAAAUUAAAGUGAUGUUUGAUGCCUAAGUGGAUAAAUUUAAAAAGAAGGAAAAUAUGGGGUGCUGGAGAAUAUAUGGGGUAAAUGGAACUCUUGGGUAUCAUGGGUGAUUAGAUUGGCACAGUGGAAAACUGGUACUAUCCUCUCAAAUGGAUCAUAUGAAUGCCAUGAUCCAACAGCUCUGCUUCUAGGCAUUUACUCAACAGAAGAGCAUUUGUAUGUUCUAAAAAAAAAAAAAAAAAGUGCUAGAAUGUUCAUAGCAGCCAUACUAGAAUGUUCGUAAUAGCUCCAAACCGGAAAGAACCCAAAUGCUCAUCAGUAAUGGAGAAAUUGUUUUGUAUUCACACAAUGGAACACUUACUUUAACUGUGUUUCUUAGAUUCUAUAUUUGUCUACAUGGCACUCAUUUAUCACAGGGCCCAACUAAUGGCCGAAAUUGUUUACUGCUCUCUCUCCACCAAGUCAGCUUUCAUGGGAGUGCAAAAUUCAUAUUAUAAACCCCCUGACCACAAACUCUAACAUAUGCUUUCAAUUCCUGCCCAAGAGGGGACUCCCGCCCCUCCCCCCCCUUACCCCACUGCCAUCAAGCUGAAGGCAUAGUCACAGUUCCCCUCUCUCUCUGCUGCCUGGUCCCUGGGUAUAAUAAGGUUUUGUGGGGCCCUACAUGGUGUGUUGAGCCUCUCAUUUCCAGGACAACAGUAACAUUAAACUUUUCCUUCAAUGACAUUGACCUCUCCAUGUCAUCACUCAAGUCACCUUUAGGAAGUUAACCCAAGCACAAUUCUAUACUCUUCCCCAAUGAAAAUGAACAAUCUACAGAUAUACUCAGCAAUGUGGGAGAGUCUCACAACUACAAAGAGUCAAAGCCAGGCACACAAGAGCACGGACUUCCCGUAGGAUUCCACGUACAUGAAGGACAAAAGCAGGCAAAACUGACCGAUGGUGUUAGAAGUCAGGUUCAUGGUUGCCCUGGGAUGGGACACGAAGGAGUUCUGGGUGCUGAUUACAUGGGCGUGUCAGAAAAAUUCAUCAAGUGGCGCCCUGAGGAUAUUUGCACUUCUCUGGAUGUAGAUUAUACUACAAAAACGUUUUGUUUUUAAAAGUAAUAUUAAGGGGCGCCUCAGUGGCUCAGUCAGUUAAGCGUCUGCCCCCGGCUUAGGUCAUGAUCCCAGGGUCCUGGGAUCGA
Zalophus californianus (California sea lion) is the source of this 2745-nucleotide messenger RNA. RefSeq names its product transmembrane protein 50A (gene TMEM50A). The record is from RefSeq and is a predicted model, not a curated record. The transcript is spliced from 7 exons. NCBI's taxonomy places the organism in Eukaryota, Metazoa, Chordata, Mammalia, Carnivora, Otariidae. Bases 194 to 625 code for a protein of 143 amino acids. Gene Ontology annotation, biological process: late endosome to vacuole transport via multivesicular body sorting pathway; protein targeting to vacuole.